UUGGCCGCCUCUCUCUUCACAGUUUUUUGUUAAUAAAUACCCGUGAACCCAGCCGUUCAUCUCUACUCCACUUCCAUUGAUUUUCACCUUGCAUGCUAGACUAGUUGUGUUCCGAUUCAGGCAGAAGCAGGUGCCGUGUUGUCACCAUGGCAAUGGGACCAAGCAUCAUGGCGCUGGCGCUCCUCGCCAUCGCCGCCUCCGCGCUGUCCAUGCUCCCGGGGUCCCUCGCGGUGACUUCGCCGUACGUGCGGCCGGCGCCGAGGGCGACGCUGUCCCUGCUCCUCCAGGAUGACGACGCCGACGGACAGACACCGCAGCAGGUGCACAUAUCAAUGGUAGGCCUCGACAAGACGCGGGUGUCAUGGGUCACCGGCGACGACGCGCCGGCGAUCGUGGAGUACGGCACGACGUCAGGGCGAUACCCGUUUUCAGCAACCGGGAACACGAGGACCUACAGGUACAUCCUCUACCACUCGGGGAAGAUCCACGACGCCGUCAUCGGCCCAUUGCGACCCAGCACGACGUACUACUACCGGUGCAGCUCCAGCCCGUCGCGCGAGUUCUCCUUCAGGACGCCGCCGGCCACCCUGCCAUUCAAGUUCGUCGUCGUCGGUAACGCACCUUGCUGCCACUUCCGCAUCAGUUGGUUACUUUCGUGUCCCAUGGCGUGCCUUAAGCCAUGGCUAAAAUGGACAGGUGACUUUGGUCAAACUGGAUGGACGGAGUCUACGCUGCAGCACAUCGCCGCCGCGGACUACGACAUGCUCCUCCUCCCCGGUGACCUGUCGUACGCCGACUUCAUACAGACGCGGUGGGACUCGUACGGCCGCCUCGUGGAGCCGCUGGCCAGCGCCCGGCCGUGGAUGGUGACGCAGGGUAACCACGAGGUCGAGAAGGUUCCCCUCAUCGAGCCGACACCCUUCAAGGCCUACAACGCGCGGUGGCGCAUGCCGUACGACGCUGGCGCCUCGCCGUCGGGCGACAACCUCUUCUACUCCUUCGACGUGGCCGGCGGCGCAGUGCACGUCAUCAUGCUGGGCUCGUACACAGACUACGCCACGGGCAGCGCGCAGCACCGGUGGCUGCGGCGCGACCUCGCGGCGGUCGACCGCGGGAGGACGGCGUUCGUGGUGGCGCUGGUGCACGCGCCGUGGUACAACAGCAACGAGGCGCACCAGGGGGAGAGCGACGCCAUGCGCGGCGCCAUGGAGCCCCUCCUGUACGGGGCACGCGUGGACGCGGUGUUCGCGGGGCACGUGCACGCGUACGAGAGGUUCGCGCGCGUGUACGCCGGGAGGGAGGACCCGUGCGGGCCAGUAUACGUGACCAUCGGCGACGGCGGCAACCGGGAGGGGCUGGCGGAGAAGUACGUGGACCCACAACCAAAGAUCUCGGCGUUCCGGGAGGCGAGCUUCGGGCACGGGCGCCUCGAGGUUGUGAACGCGACGCACGCGCUGUGGACGUGGCACCGGAAUGACGACGACGAGCCGGUUGUUGCCGACCAGGUGUGGAUCACCAGCCUCGCCGCCAACCCGGCAUGCAACAACAAGAAGAAGAUGUAACCAGCUCAAGAGACCAGUGACGGAGCUUGACCAAAAUUUCAAGGGAGCCUAAAUAACAAAAUAAAUUUAAAAAUAUUUCAAGUGCUAAACUAGUGAACUAAUAUAUGGCACAAUUUAUAGCCAUGAGAGAGUAAUACACUGAUAUUUGCUAUACUUGGUUUAAAAUACAUAUUCAAGUGAGAUUUAUAAAUUGUAAUACCUAUAAACAACUCUAAAUUAAAAGUAGCAUGUACUGGCAAGCUAUUGAUAAAAGAAUCAUUUUUCAUCUUAUAUGUACCUAGUAGCUACCUAGCAGCGUUUAUUCUUAACUAGCGUGUAGCUAGCCAAAUAAGCUCUAAGCUAUUACCUCCGUUUUCA
Messenger RNA from Phragmites australis (common reed), 1919 nucleotides. RefSeq names its product probable purple acid phosphatase 20. The transcript has 2 exons. Bases 147 to 1562 code for a protein of 471 amino acids. Lineage: Eukaryota; Viridiplantae; Streptophyta; Magnoliopsida; Poales; Poaceae. Gene Ontology annotation, molecular function: metal ion binding; acid phosphatase activity. The record is from RefSeq and is a predicted model, not a curated record.